Messenger RNA from Scomber scombrus (Atlantic mackerel), 1539 nucleotides. It is a transcript of the gene uck1, whose product is annotated as uridine-cytidine kinase 1. Bases 66 to 893 code for a protein of 275 amino acids. Gene Ontology annotation, cellular component: cytoplasm; cytosol. The transcript is spliced from 7 exons. Gene Ontology annotation, molecular function: kinase activity; ATP binding. The record is from RefSeq and is a predicted model, not a curated record. NCBI's taxonomy places the organism in Eukaryota, Metazoa, Chordata, Actinopteri, Scombriformes, Scombridae.
GCAUAGCUCACACACGGCCGAGCUAUCUACAUUUCUGCAGUCUUCCUCCUUUUUUGUGGACUGCUAUGGACGUCUCUGAAGCCGCAAAUGAAGCAGAGAGGCCACGGCAUAGACCUUUCUUGAUUGGGGUCAGUGGAGGAACAGCCAGCGGCAAGUCAACAGUUUGUGCCAAGAUCAUGGAGCUGCUGGGCCAAAACAAGGUGGACCACCGCCAGAGGAAGGUGGCUAUUGUGAGCCAGGACAGUUUCUACAGAGUCCUGACCCCAGAGCAAAAGGCAAAGGCUCUGAAGGGCCAGUACAACUUUGACCACCCAGAGGCAUUCGACAACAAGUUGAUGUACAAAACCUUGAAGGACAUCGUGGAGGGGAAGGUGGUUGAAGUGCCAACGUAUGACUUUGUCACCCAUUCCAGGCUGGAAGACAGGAUCACAGUUUAUCCUGCAGACGUGGUCCUCUUUGAGGGGAUCCUCGUCUUCUACCCGCAGCAAGUGCGUGAUAUGUUUCACAUGAAGCUCUUUGUGGACACAGACUCAGAUGUCCGACUGUCUCGCAGAGUUUUGAGGGACAUGAACAGAGGGCGGGACCUAGAGCAGAUACUCACUCAGUAUACAACGUUUGUCAAACCUGCUUUUGAGGAAUUCUGUUUGCCUACUAAGAAGUAUGCAGAUGUCAUUAUUCCAAGGGGAGUUGAUAAUAUGGUCGCCAUCAACCUCAUUGUGCAGCACAUCCAAGACAUUCUGAACGGCGACCUCUGCAAAUGGCAACGCGGGUCCAUGAACGGCCACGGGCGGAACUUGAAACGGGCCAUUUCUGAGCAGGGCGACCUGCAAAACGGAACUGCUAAUCCUUCGGGAAAGAGGGUCCUGCUAGAGCCGAGUAGUCGGCCUCACUGAGACUGUGCGGACGGUUGAGUCCAGACUGUGAAUAUGAGCUUUGAGUUGCUGCUGCUGAUAUGUGGAGAGAGAGAGAGAGAGAGAGAGGUUCACCGUGUUAUCAGUCUCUGCGUCUUUUUAAAAGAAAAAAGCUAUCAACAAUCCAGUGGUGAACGCAUUAAAUGCUGCAACCACUUCACGAUUUUCCUGUAAUUAUUGGUACAUAACAAAUAUCCUAAUAGAUUAUGCUUCUCACAUGUAAUAGUCUUCCAUCAUACGGUUUGAUUUUUCAGUGUGCACUGUGGUUAAAUAACCUGUUACUGAAACGGAGGUGUGGAAGAGUUAUUUAAAUGUUUAGUUUAAGUCACGAUUUUUGCACUUUGUUAUUUUUACCUUUUGUUGCUUUAAUGGAAAUUAAUAUAUUGAAGUCAUAUUAAUAUUGAUCUGCUGCAAUUAUCUUAUUUCUUCCUCUGUUUCUGUUUGUCAUAAUUUAUUUAAAUCAGAAAUAGGCCAGAUGGCUGCAUAUUUUAGUAGUGUUUCACCUAGAUUGCUAAGGAGUGCUUCCUUUUGGUUAUUUAAAGCUGAAUUACAUGCCUUAACUUUUUAAAGUUCAUUUUUCCACUGACCAUUCUGUAAUAAUAAUAAAUGGGGAUUUUGUUUUCAAGUU